GGGGCGGGCGCAGGCCGGUUCAAACGCGGCCAGGCGGGCUCUGAGCGCGGGCGGGCCUGUUUGUCUCCCCCCCAGAGUUCCUACCAUGUGCGUACUUUAUGUGAUUAGAAGUCCGAAGGUUGAGUGAUAGUGAGCACUGCUGGGCAAAAUGUCUUUUCUGAGUACUGGACAAAUGAAGAGAAAAUGGGAAGAAAGAUUGAAGAAUGUUGAUGAACUAGCAUCUCGAUAUAAAAGAAAGCCACUUUGCCCUGUUUACAGGCCACAGCUGUCCAAACCAUGGCAACCAUGCUCUGUUUGGAAUCUGUUUCAUCGACAAGCUCAAGCUUUUAACUAUGCAAAAACCUGUAAGGAGGAUGUUCAUGUAUUUGCUUUGGAAAUGAACACAGAAGAUGGACAAAGGUAUUAUCUUGUGACAACAUAUACAGAGCUUUGGUUUUAUUACAACAAAGAACAAAAAACAAGUCUCAUGCAUUGCUAUGAAGUUAUUCCUGAAAAAGCUGUUUGCAAACUGUAUUUUGAUUUGGAGUUCUAUAAAUCAGUGAAUCCUGGAGCUGAUGGCAAGAAGAUGAUUGCAAAGUUAAUUGAGCUUUUUAGUAAAAAGCUGGAAGAACUUUAUGGAGUUAAAUGUUCAGUUGAAGAUGUCUUGAACUUAGAUUCCAGCACUGAUGAAAAAUUUAGUCAUCACUUAAUAUUUCUGCUUCACAAGACAGCAUUUAAGGAUAAUAUUAAUGUUGGUAAUUUUGUGAAAACAGUUUUGCAACCUGCUCUUGUUUUAACUGAAAAUAAAGCUGAUGCUUUGAUUCUAGAAGAAGGGGCGGACAGUGUUGUUUCCCAGUCUUCCAAAGCAACAGUUGAAAUAGAUGGUACUGUUGUAAACCUUGGUGCAGUGAAGGAGCCUCCUGGGAAAUGGCAAUCUAAUAUGCACAAAAUGCUGGAAAAUAGAACACUGCAACAGAACGAAAAUCCUGAUCUUUCCUUUCUACUUGUGAAUGAUAAGGAGGGAGGCAAGCAACUUGUCGUCGAUCUGGGAGUUUAUACAAAGAAUAGAAAUUUCCGGCUGUAUAAAUCAUCAAAAGCAGGAAAGCAUACGACUUUGAAAAUAGCUGAAGAUAACAAGUUUGUUCCUAAACCCAAAAAGAAUAUUUCUGUUGAGGAGCAAUAUUUCCUUUCCUCUUUGGUUUGCAAUGUUAGGUUCUCAGAAAUUGAAAGAGCCCUAACUUGUGACAUCCCAGAAGGGAAGAAAAAAAUGUUUAAACAAACAGACAGGAGAGUUUCCAAUAGCACUUCAGAUCCCAUAGAAGGAUAUCAAUAUUCACCUUAUCCAGAAAUUGAUUGCUUUGUCCUUUCUUUAGUUAAUAAAGAUGAUGCUCAUGGAGGGAUACGACGAUGGAAUUAUUUUUCCUUGGAAGAACUCCUCGUUUAUGACAUAUCCAGAUAUCGCUGGUGUAAAAAUAUUGGAAGAGCCCACAAAAGUAACAACAUAAUGAUUCUGGUAGAUCUAAAAAAAGAAGUUUACUAUCAAAAAUGUUAUGACCCCAUCUGCAGGGCUAAAAACUUCAAAUCAGAAAGUAUUCCAUUACCCCCUGAGAUAUGCCUCCCUUUUCUUUUCAAAGAGGAAGAAUAUGUACUUUUUAUGGAUGAGAGUGGGAACAUAGAAGAAAAAGAAAAAGCAAAGUCACCUAACCUUACAGACUUCUCAGAAAGCACAUCAUCAAGGACACAUCAAGAAAAUAAGUCUCCUGCCAAGCUCUGUUCAAAUACAGAAUGGGAUAAUGUGACUGACGAUGUGUAUUUUCUGGAAGCUACUGAAGAUGCUGAACUUGCAGACAACAGUCUGACCAUGUGGAACUGUGACCUGGAAGAAAUACCUGAUGAGCUUCUCAUAGAGGUUUUAAGAAAACAGGAAGUUUGUGGUAACAAGGCAUACAACUAGCUAUCAACUAAGGUCAGCUGUUUAGAUACAUUAAGAUAUAGUUGAGUUAGCACAUUUUAUAAAGCCAAAGUUUCAGAAGUCCUGUUUACACUGCCAAAAGAAACCAAUAGAACCAUGCCAGCAUCCUCUCUUUAUAUGAAAGUGCAUAGUAAACUUGCCAUUAGCUGUGUUUUUGUACAUUGGGUUUAUAUGUUAAUGACAUUUAUGUGGUUUAAUAGGAUACACCCUUUAAUUUCUGGUUUAAAUUAGUCAAUAGUGGUUCUGCCACCUGCAGCGGUGCAUAUGGCACAGAAGCCACCCUCUCUCUUUAGAGAGGCCAAGGACGGAAUAGCUGCAGAAACUGAACUAUCCUCUCACCCCUAGAAGUAGCUGCUCCUGGACAGGAAAGAAGCACCGUGGAAGACCCAGGUAGAUCAGCUUACCCUAGUGGUACCUGUGUUGUGCAUGUUCUAAAGCUAGACACAGGCGAUCAAUCUGGUACUUCUCAGGAGCACUAAAUUCAAAAUGUAAAAAAAAUGCUAAAUGGACAGUGUCACACUCAAACUUUAUGGACAAUGAUUCAGGUAAAAUUCACUUACCAGGGGAUGGAAUGUGGUUAAAACAUGUUUCUUCCCAGAUGUCCAAAUGUUGAGGAUGUUGCCUACAGUCUGUACUGUACUUUGUUACUUUACAAAGGGCAAGUAGGAUUUCUUACCUAUAUGUGGGCCUGCCAAAAGGUAAAUCCAUACUUUAGAUAAAAACUUGAGGAUUUGUCUACCUUUCAUUAUGCUCACCACCUUCUGUAUGACUUGUUAUAACUAAGCUGUUUUUAAAAAUUCACAUACUAGUUUUAGAAAUGUUUCAUCCAUUAUGCAUAUAAUGGUGGAACAAUUUAGUAAGUUGCCUGUUACAAGCCUGAGACGUGUCUAAUUAUCUUAAUGCUACUUUAGGAUGAGCAAUAACAGGUUUUUCACUAAAUAUCAGUUGUAAUUUCCACUAAAGAAAAUGUCUACUCGUGUCACAUUAGUAUUUCCAAAUGAUUACUCUGGUAAUCCAAUAAUAAAAUCCUAUUAAUUUUAAAGCACUAGAUUUAUCACUGAUUCAUUGAGAUCAUUAAUGGUUUAUCAUACUACCUCUACUCCAGGCUGCCCCGCACAAACUUAGUGUACAUCAAAGUGAAAAACCACACGUUCCCUUCACAAUUGUUAGUAAAUCUUUAGAAACAUAUCAACUUUUCUGACAAGAGGCUCACACUAAUUAUUAUAGAGGUGAAAGAUUUGAAGUCAGAAGCAAUUUAAACACAUUGCUUUAUUUUAUUAAAUGCUUAUGGGAGUAUUUAAAUAAUUGCUGCUUCUGUUAUAUCAAAAGUUAGAGUGCAAACACAAACUACUAAAAUCUACAUGAGUAGGAAUGUCACAACCAUGUAUAUUUAGCUUGCUUCUUGUUUAGGUAUAUGAAUACACUUAACUGAUGCUAACUAUGCUUAGUUGCAAGUAGAAGGCAUAAAGUAUUUAAAAUUUCUCUAGCAGCUCCUUCUGCAAAUUCAGAACCUCUUGUAAUCUUGUGCUGAUAUUUUGAAAGUGACUUUCAGCUCUUAAUAUUCGUUGCGAUUCCACCAGAAGAGCAGGAAUACUGGAAGUUCCGUACUGUUGGAGGGAAAAAAAUUACAAGGCAUUACUUUUAACCCUUUGAAAACAAACUGUCCAAUUAUCCCAAAUACUCCAUUUGUCUCUCAUACUUGACAUAUUUGAAAGAGUGGAUUAUAAUUUGAUGUCACUCUCUUCAAAUGUUCUAUUCUGCACGUUUAAGUCAAGUUAAAGUUUGGCUAUACUAAGCAUAAGCAGAUAAUAUGUCCGAAAGUGGAUGACUUCCUUAGACUGCGAGGUCAGCAGUGCCCUAGAAGAGAGGAGACUGUAUUCCAGGCCCUGAGCACAAUUCCUGUACAGGUCUCCUACACUACUUAAACUAUAUAUUUGAGAAGCUCACUGUCAGUGCUAUGCUGCUGAACAGACGUUUGAGCAUUAAAGAGGGUUACAAAAUUCACUGUGAGGUUGAAAAGUUAGCAAACGCUACCAUCUUGUAUGUAGGGAAGCUCCUGGACACCAGGGUUUGACCUAUAUCUAUAUUAAAUAACAAAAUUAAUUUACUUUUUGUUUCUCACUGAACACUUUAAAAAUAGUACACUACAUGUGAGUCCUGGAUACAACAACACUGAAGUUUUUGCUGUACAAGGUCUUGACAGACACCAACAUGAGGAUACUGCUGUCUGCCCUGAAUCACCAUUUAGUUUCUUCUCCUAAAGAGAAAACUUGAAUUAGCCAGUGCAACAUCAUAGAAUCAAAAUGUACUUACGACUACUUUUUCUUGUGGGUUGUCUUCUCUGUAAUUUAAAUACUGUUGCUGCACCUCCUUUAAAUCAGUUAGGAACUGGGUUGCAUUCCUGACAGAAGAUUCUCUCUCUUGUAGCUCAGCAUGUUCUUUUUGCAGUUGCUUCAGUUGUGGUCCAGUCCUUAAAAAAAAAAAAAAACAAACAAACAAAAAAAAACAAUACUUAAGGAUUGUGUUGUGAAUUUUCUUCUUUCAGGAGUUACUUUGAAUGUAUUGUUUCUAUUGAACAUGACUUAAUGGGGUCAUAAAAGUGUAAAGUACAGACAGUGCAACAGCCUGGUAUUUUUCUCAAUUAGGGUAACUAAUUGGAUAGGAAUAUGGCCCUUUUAAACAGUAUGCACACUUUAGUUUUUAUCUAAUAAGGACACAGAUCUUUAAUCUUGUCAAUAAUUCUUCUGACAGGAAUCCAAUGAUCACAUUUGUGAUAAAGGGGAUUCUAGGAGAUGGCUUUUGCCAAGGAGUACAAUUUAAAAUAGACCCAUGCAUAACAUUUAAGGUUAAAUACAGCCAACAGUAUUCCCCCUCUAUUUUGAGAGAUAUCCUAUAGUAAUGGAAUAUGGCAGUAGGCAUUCUGUGACUCCACCAUACCAGAUGCUGCAUGUACUAUCUUGGGAAAUAUCCCACCCCUGUAGGGGCAGUUAAAAUCAGAAUGUAUUGCACAUGUUCAAGGCUGAGUUCUAUUAAGGGAAUCAGGAAGUUUACCCAGCAAGAUUGAAGUCUGAUAUAUUGGGGGUGGGAACAACGCCCUACACACUGUUCCACACUCAGAGUAUUUGUUAGGUUAAGACUACUUAAAAUUAUCUGAUCAUGUUCUCACCUCCAAUCAUGCAGCUGGUGUAUUUCUUACAGAAUGUGUAGCCCAACUGGCAGACAUUAUCCCAAGAAUUUAGAGUAGCUGGAGACAGCUUGUGAAAAUGACUCCCUGUUUCUAUCAGGCAGUUCCACUCCUAUGGAGAUGGAGUGGUUAAUUUUAGCUUUCGCAAAAAGGAAGGAAUACACAUGUUCAGCUGAUGCAGGCUGUAAAUGUUUCAUCUGCUAUUUACACAAAAACAGUCAGUUAACGACAAAAGCAAGGGUUACCUUAGAUUUUUCUGGACAGUAACAGGACUCCUCCAUGUCCACUGAUAAGCUAUUAUUGUUUGCUUUCAAUCAAUAUAAUCACUACACAUUUCAGCAAAUGGAAACUUACCGAAUUAGUUCUCCUCUAACUUCCAGCAAACGCCUUCUUUUUUUAUUGAUGUCUGUGAUCACCUAUUAUAUAAUUAAGUGAAAUAGCAGUCUUUCAAGACUAAGACAGUUAAAUGACAAGGUAGAUUUCUUCCCUACCCCCAACUCUGCAUUCUGAAUUGACAAUACUCUGGGGGUUCUAGACAUGGAAAAUCUUAAGAUACCAGCUCUUCCAUAGAUUACAUUGUCAUGAAUUGUAAGUGCUAUUUUAGGUAUUUUUUCAAAAGGGUCUCUAAAAUUUGUUAGCAUUUUCCUUCUCCCUCCAUAACUUGUACUAUUGAACUCACUGUAGUAAGUUGUUCAUCCAGGCAGAUAAAUUUCAAGCAUUU
Messenger RNA from Dermochelys coriacea (leatherback sea turtle), 5856 nucleotides. RefSeq names its product primase and DNA directed polymerase (gene PRIMPOL). The record is from RefSeq and is a predicted model, not a curated record. NCBI's taxonomy places the organism in Eukaryota, Metazoa, Chordata, Testudines, Dermochelyidae. Gene Ontology annotation, cellular component: mitochondrial matrix; nucleus. Gene Ontology annotation, molecular function: DNA-directed DNA polymerase activity; chromatin binding. Gene Ontology annotation, biological process: error-prone translesion synthesis; mitochondrial DNA replication; response to UV. The transcript is spliced from 14 exons. Bases 149 to 1933 code for a protein of 594 amino acids.